This is a messenger RNA of Phyllostomus hastatus (greater spear-nosed bat), 5479 nucleotides long. RefSeq names its product thioredoxin related transmembrane protein 4 (gene TMX4). The record is from RefSeq and is a predicted model, not a curated record. NCBI's taxonomy places the organism in Eukaryota, Metazoa, Chordata, Mammalia, Chiroptera, Phyllostomidae. Bases 149 to 1192 code for a protein of 347 amino acids. The transcript has 8 exons.
GAGCGGAAGCUACGCAGCCCCUCCGCCCCUCCGCCCCUCCGCCCCUGUGUCUACCUUUAGAGGCCCAGUGGUGCAGCAAGUGAGGCCGUGGACCCGCUGCUACUUUUCUCCACGCGUCCUGUGGAGGAGCCUCGCUCCGCGCCCCAAUAUGGCGGGAGGGCGCUGCAGCCCGCUGCUGCUGGUGCUUCUAGCCGCCUGGGUCGCUGCGGAGACGGCGGAGGAGGUCCGGCCGGAGCAGGCUUCGCUACCGGCUGAGCGGAGCAUGGUGCUUCCCAUGACCGCCUCCAACUGGACGCUGGUUUUGGAGGGCGAGUGGAUGCUGAAAUUUUAUGCCCCUUGGUGUCCAUCCUGCCAGCAGACUGAUGCAGAGUGGGAGACAUUUGCGAAGAUUGGUGAACUACUUCAUAUCAGUGUGGGGAAGGUAGAUGUCAUUCAAGAACCAGGUUUAAGUGGCCGCUUCUUUGUCACCACGCUUCCAGCAUUUUUUCAUGCAAAGGAUGGGAUAUUCCGUCGCUACCGUGGCCCAGGAAUCUACGAAGACCUGCAGAAUUAUAUUGUACAGAAGAAAUGGCAAUUAGUUGAGCCUCUGACUGGCUGGAAAUCCCCUGCUUCUUUAACGAUGUCUGGAAUGGCUGGGCUUUUUACCAUCUCUGGCAAGAUAUGGCAUCUUCACAACUAUUUCACAGUGACCCUUGGAAUUCCUGCUUGGUGUUCUUAUGUCUUUUUCAUCAUAGCCACCUUGAUCCUUGGCCUUCUCAUGGGUCUGGUCUUGGUGGUAAUAUCAGAAUGUUUCUGUGUGCCAGGUCCCAGGCAUCUGUCCGAACACCCCGAGCAGAAUCAGAAGUCCAAGGAGGCUCAUAGGGCCGACCAGUUGCUGGAUGCGGAGGAAGAAAAAGAUGACUCAAACGAAGAAGAAAACAAGGACAGUCUUGUAGAUGAUGAAGAAGAGAAGGAGGACUUUGGCGAUGAGGACGAAGCAGAGGAAGACGAGGAGGAGGACAACCUGGCUACUGGUGUGGAUGAGGAGAGGGGUGACACCCGGGACCAGGGGCCUCCGAGGGAGGCCCAGGAGGAGGAGGAACCUGAGGAGACUGAGGAAGAUGCCCCUGAGCAGCCCCGUUCACCUGACAUGGAGGCAACGGAAGACACCCUGCGGCAGCGCAAAAGUCAGCAUGCUGAGAAGGGACCAUAGGUUUAAAGACAGUAUUUACAAGACUAUAGAGCAGAGGGAUAUGUCAGCUUCCUUCUGGUCUUCCAUUUAAACCAAAUCCUCAUUGUUUCCUGAGUGAGCAAGCUUCUCUUAUAAAAAGAAAAAAACAAUUUCUAGUCAUGUGGUCUCAUGACAUUAAGCCUAAUGUAUAUAAAGGAGAAUCUUUCAGGCAUGACAAUCCGGAUACGUGGUGUUAGAAUAUGUUUGGGAGCUUGGGAUGGGCACAAGUUUACCUGCUUGGAGCUAGAGAGUCUGGACCUGAGGAGCUGACUCCAGCCCUCGGGAGCACCGUUCAUGGACGAGGCUGCAGGCCCCGCGGUGAAAGCAGAGCCACCUGAUGGCAGAGCCGCCAUCUCAAGUGCAGCAGAAGCUGUGCUUCCUCUUGCAUUAAAUAUGUAUUUUUUGUCAAACUGUAAGAAACAUCAGGCAUUGUAGUACAGUGUCCCUUUUGGAGAGAUGGAAAUUGAGAGGGCCCUGGAUAUUGUAGAAAUGAGCUUGGAAGUUACCCCGACUCUAAAUCUCCUUUGUCAUGCUUUACUUCUGACCUUGAGGUAUUUCCAGUGAUCCCAUCACAGGCCUGUGGGUUCCCCACACUCUUCACCCCGCUGCAGCGAGAGGAGGCAGACCGCAGCCGGGUGGACAUUGGCUGUGUUUGCUCAGCUUCAGGGUUCAGGUAAUCAAGAACUGCAGCCACGAAGCUGUGACUGCCGAGCCCCUCAAAUGCUGUGUUGUAACCUUUGGAGAUUCAAAGGAAGUAGAUUUUACAGGAAAGAGUUUUAUUGUUUUUUUGCCAAAAUGUAAGUUUUUUCAAAAAAAUUCUUUUAACACUAUUUUUUUUUUCAACCAAGAAGUCCCCUAAGUCUUGCCAGUACAAGGUAGCCUUGUGAAGAAAAUUGAACGGUGUUGUUUUCUUUCUGUCUCCAGGGGUUCCCUGAUUUGAACCACUUUAAUAACUGAAAAACCAUUUCUGGUUUUCCUUCACCGAUGUCCUUUUGCUGAAAGAAUUAAUGAAAGUGAAUAUCUGGAAAUGAAAGAUUUGGUUUCAUUUCCUUCUUCCUUAAUCUUGUAAAGAAUUUUAUCCCUGUAAAUCUCUCAAUGCUCAAUCUGCUAAAAGUACUCAGGGGGCCCAAGUUCUUUUAAAAAAAUCCAUCCAUCUACUUCUGCCUUACCUGAUUUAUGUUUUAGAAUAAAUUCAUAAAAUUAGAUUCCCAGCUUAUGAGAGAUGACUGAAGUUGAUUCUAUACCCCUUGGGUCUGGACAGAAUAAUAAGCAAUGCAGGUUUAUGAAAUUCAAAAGUUUCUGUCAUUUUAAAGAAGAAAUGUGCAGUGUACUCUUACCUGGCUGUUUAGGUAACCCUUUCCGUUUAUGAGCUCUGAACGCUGGAUUCCUGGGGAGAGGAGGAGGCUCUGCAACUUGCUAUCCUGCACUCGAAUGAGCCUGUUGCAAACCUCACACAAAGGGAGUUUUUAUUCUGUGAGAAACCAGUUUUGGAGAUGGUUAUUUUUCAUCUUUCCAGUUCUAUUACCUGACAGUCUCAUCCCACAGCAUGGUGAGGUUCAUGAAGGGGGACCAGUUCCUGCGGCUGUAAAGCUGGGAGCUCCCGCUGGGCAGAGGAUGUCAGAUCUCAUUGUCCUCCCAGCACUUUGACCCUCUCCCGCAGGCCCUCAAUAAGAUGGCUGGAGCCCCUCCCCCUCCUCCCUGCCCUACACACACAUACACACACACACACACACACACACACACCACCACCACCCCCCACCCCCAGAAGAGUCACCAGUAGUUUUUCUCUCAGAAAGAUAGCAUCAAGACUUCCAGUUCAAGGCCAUUAGGGAACUGAGGGACUGGAAAAUCUUGACUUUCGUUCAUUUCCUUUCCAUUGCACCAGCUAGGUCUCUGUCACAUCUUCAUCCGAAGUGCCAUCCUUCUGAUGGUGGCAGCUCCAGCUCCCUGAUACCAGGAAGCUUUUCUGGGUCAUUGCUGAGGUGGGUGGGCUUUCCUGUCACUGAAUUUUUUUCUCUUACAACUAGUGGAAGCAAGUUUUCAAAGGUCAUUAAGUUCAAGUUCAGGGUUAUAGAAUAAUAAAGGAUUCAACUUGCUUUUUCUGUAUAAUAUCCCUUCCCUCAUAAUAAAAUAAGUUUUUAAAGUGGAAUUUUUGACUAGAGAGGAGGGAAUGAGGAAUAAAAUCUACUUUGGCUUUUUAGAAAUGUAAGGCCAAUUUCCAGUUGGACCCCAAAUAGUACCUAAUUAUAUAAUUUUAAAAAAUGUAUUUUCUUCCUCAGCAAUAGUUUUAAAAAAAUGGAGGGGAGAAAAACAUCUUGGAGAAGAAAAUUCAUUAAAAGUUUAAAUGCCUGGCUAUGAAAACCAUUUUUCCUAUUUUUAACCUCCUGGCAAAAGAUGGUUUUUACCAAAUGGUCUGAUAAGUACACAUCCAGUUUCAUUUUUUUCUGUUUGUAGUGUUUAGGUUUGCUUUGAGUACCAACAAUGUAAGACUAAAGAGAAAAAGUCAAUCUACUAUAAUUUGAAAUUAGUUUAAUAUUUUAGUAGAAUUUUAAGGAUAUUUCUUAUAGCUAAUACAUUGAUUCUGGAAGUCAAGUACAUGGAAACACGAUUUUGAUAUAAAGAGUAAAAAAUUAUGAUGCUCUUCUCAUUGCAAUGUCAGUAAUUUAAAUACAAAAUAGUACCGUGUAUAAAUCAAAAUUAGGUGAACUAAUCAAAAGCAACUGGAAUUUGAAAUGGGAGUGCACUGCUCUGUGUGUGAGUAGUUGUAGCAGGGUGCUUUUCAUUGAUUAGAAGGAAAGUAGAAACUUAGCUGCCUUUCCCGUAGUUUCUUCUAUUCCUCAUCUUGUGGCAGUUCUGCUGCCCUAUCCCAACUUGCUCGGAGAUCUCACACCAAGGCAACCCAGAGCCAACCCACGUCUUUCCCUCUGAAGUAUAAGCACUGAGUGGGUGAGGACAGGGCUCAUUCAGAUUGCUGCGUCGGCUCAUGCUUGUAACCUAAUCUCGUGCAUGGGACCCCUGCUAGCCACAGGCCGCUACGUAGAGAAAUUCCAACUUACGUAGUAAAAAGUAAGCUUUGGCCAGUUUGGCUUUUGACACUGGAGAAAACCAAAUUUUGACUUGUUUAUGGCCAAAUCCCCUUGUAGAUAGCAACGGUGGUGCUAUGUGAUUUGGGUAUGUGCAAGCCUGCAGAAUCUGCAUCCUGUAACACCUUUGGGGUAGAUGAUAAAAUGUCCUUCAGGGCAAGUACUUAACAUGUGAAGUUUUAUUACUGAGUCCUGCAAGUUGACCCAGUAUGUUGCUUUACAGGAUGGGAAACAUUAAAGAGCCAUACACACAAAAGGGUAGAAUAUUCCUGAGAUUGCAGCAUAUAACCUUAAAUUGGCACAAAGUGAGAGAAAUAAAGGAGAUUGGUGCUUUGCUGAUGUAUCAAUAUUUACCUGUCCUUUAUCUCAGUAUUGAAGAGUUAUUUCUACCAGUGUUAUAAAUGUGUGGUAUACCCACCAUAUCAAAUAUAACAACAUUUUUGAAAGUAUUUAAAUCUUUUGUGCCAACAGAAAAGAUCCUUGUUUAGUAUUUCUUUACCUCAGCCCUACAUUUCAGUCCUCUUGAGGAUUAUAGCUUGUCUUGAAAAAACCAAAUGUGUCAUCAAUUCAGAUGAACCCAUGACAGCUUUUGAAAUAGUUUUCCUGAACCAGGAGGUUCAGUUGAAAGGCCUGUGAUAGCUUCAGACCAGCACAUGGCCUUGUUCUCAGUCCAGUUUCGUGUGAAUUGCUACAUUGUAUGUGUGUGACUCGUGCCAUUGAUGUGUUUCCAAUAUAGUGUAAUUGUAUUUGUUACUAAAGAGCUUCGUUGUGCAAAUGCAAGUUUUAUACUGAAAAUACUUAUUUGUAUUUCAAUGUUAUAAAUUUAUUAUUUAUAUUCUUUUGUAAUAGUAUUGAUUAUUUAAUCAAUACUAUUGAUAAUUAUUUUUCUCAUCAUCCAUGUAUUCUUUGCUUCCCCAAAUAGUAUCUACAGCAACUGGAAUCAAGAUAGGAGUUUCUAGCAGUACAUUGCCUGAAUUGUAAAGAACCUAAUCACAAAAUUGUACAUAAUCCCUGAUCCUGUAAGUUUUCACUUUAUGUAAAUUCCCAUUUGCCUUAAAACCUAAGUAUAAUGAUAACUAAGUAAGAACAAAACAAUCUAUUGCUUUUUAUAUAAGUAUUUUCACACAAGUCCUUUGCCUAGGCACUGUAAAAUAUUACUUUGAUAUAAAGCUAAUUUUCCUCUGUC